This is a messenger RNA of Chanos chanos (milkfish), 1281 nucleotides long. RefSeq names its product NADH:ubiquinone oxidoreductase complex assembly factor 6 (gene ndufaf6). Gene Ontology annotation, biological process: biosynthetic process; mitochondrial respiratory chain complex I assembly. The coding region runs from base 1 to 978 and encodes 325 amino acids. Lineage: Eukaryota; Metazoa; Chordata; Actinopteri; Gonorynchiformes; Chanidae. The transcript is spliced from 9 exons. Gene Ontology annotation, cellular component: mitochondrion. The record is from RefSeq and is a predicted model, not a curated record.
AUGGCAACUAGUAUUACAGCAAAGCAUGGACUUUUAACAACCAAAAAUUGUUUCCACAGAAAGAUAUUUCCAAAUUCCAUAUGUUUACAGCGACCAACAGAGAUAAAAUGUUUGAGAGCAUCAACAAAUUCGACAGGUCAACACAACGAAAAAUACUGUAUAGAUAUUGUAAGGUCGAGAGACUAUGAUGGUUUUGUGUGCUCUUUGCUUCUGCCCGAAUCAGCUCGCCGGUCAUCCCUGGCACUGAGAGCUUUUAAUGUGGAACUGGCCCAGGUGAAAGACUCUGUCUCUCAGAAGACCAUUGGUUUGAUGCGCAUGCAGUUCUGGAAGACAGCGGUGGAGGAUAUCUACAGAGACGAUCCACCAGCUCAGCCUGUCGCAGCAGAGCUAUGGAGGGCUUUUCGGAAGCACACUUUGACAAAAAGGUGGAUGUUGAGAAUAAUUGCUGAAAGAGAGAAAGACAUGGAGGACAGAGCCUACAGAAAUUUGCAAGAGCUAGAGUCCUAUGCUGAGAAUACCCAGUCCUCUUUGCUCUACCUUUUAUUAGAGACUCUGGGAGUGAAAGAUGUUCAUGCGGACCAUGCUGCCAGUCACAUUGGCAAGGCUCAGGGGAUUGUGACGUGCUUACGAGCGACUCCUUACCACAGCCGCAGACGCAAGGUCUAUCUGCCCAUGGACAUCUGCAUGUUGCAUGGGGCCUCUCAGGAGGAUUUCAUUCGAGGAAGCCGGGAACAGAACGUUCGGGAUGUGAUCUAUGACAUCGCCAGUCAAGCACACGUUCACCUGCAACACGCAAGAUCAUUCAGCAAGAACGUUCCAGAUGCUUCAACCCCUGCCUUCCUGCAAACUGUGGUUCUGGAGGACUACCUUCAGAGAAUUAGGAAAGUGGACUUUGAUGUAUUCCACCCUAGUCUCCAGAACAGGAACCCACUGCUGCCCAUUCAGCUGUACAUCCGCUCGUGGAAGAAGACCUAUUGAUGUUUUCAGUCUGUUUUUCAUGGACCGUAACUAAACAGUUCAGAUAGCGUACAGAGCACAAAAGCACUGGUUUAGUAUAGUGUAAUAAAUCUUGUUGUCAGGUGAUCCUUUUUCUCCCCGUUCAUCAGUCUCGAGAGCGACGAGAAAAGAAUCUGCUCAAUAAGAAUGUGUCAUACACAUUUGGACAGAGAAAUGUGUUUCCUUUGUGGAGGAAGUCUGUAUUUGUCCUUGAACAUGAUAAUGAAACCCAAUUCAAUUCAGAAAGGAGAUGCUCAAAUAGCAUUAAUGCACUUCAGCCUCUAC